CACCACCCAACCUGUCGCACUUGCGUACAACAAUCCGUGCCGCACUCAUUACCGCUUCAAAAGACCAUAGAUCAGCAAUCAUUCCUGGCCCGAAUUCUUAAUUCUCGAAAGGUGCAGUAUCACUCGGAUCACGGCGCUUCUGGGAAUCAAAGUGGGAAGGCUGACGACGAUAUUCAGCAAUAUCACAAUUCAGAAUGGCUCCACAUUCUCUGGCACCCUCCUCCACUUCUAGCCAUGAACUUGGAGGUGGCACCUAUGACCCGGUUAGCCCAGCAGAAGAUGACGAUGGGGGAUCUCUUUUCGGGGACGGUGGUAGCGAUGGAGGGUCGCUUUUCGGUGAGAUCACUGCCGAUGAGGGAUCUCUCUUCGGUGAUGGCCCUGGCGAUGAUGUCUCCUCUUCCCCCUUUAUGGAAGAGAAAAAUGACUAUCGGCCUAAAAUCACUCUGCCCACGCCUGAAAGCCAGCUCGAGUUUUCAAAUGACUCUGGUGAGGGCACACGAGCGAGCAGCUCAGAUUUGCUCAGUCUACCUACCAUUCCUGAUCCUCCUGAUGCAUUCUUCAGUCAUCAGGAUGGACACACUUCAGGACUACACGUGGUUAGUACCCAUCAUCUUACUGAGGCUCCUUUCACCAUGUCUCGGGAGGAGGAGUUGGAGCUUGAGGCAAUGAUGGAGUCGGACCUCCUUAAAGAGUCAGCUGUUAAUACAGACACCAGUCAUGACAGCCGCGAUCAAGAAGGCUAUGGCACAACCAGCACUGAUCCUCUCCCCUCGGAGGACGGAUUUGACCAGGAUCUCGCCCUGACGGAGUUCAAACUACUAAGGAACCAAGCCCUUAGGAGUACAGCAGGCUUUGAGUCUUAUACGGCAUCUCAAGCCGGACUCGGCCUCGGAUUGGACGCACUCACAGGCUUCCGAUUUUCCGGUGCAGCCACUCGCCGUGGCGUCCGGUUGCCUAGACGAAUCGACCUCGAGGAACAACAUGUCCAGAUCCUAGCGCCAUACCUAACACUCAGUCGUCGCACCAAAAAUACAGAGCACUUCGACCGACUUGAGCUCUGUAACGCCUCAGGUAAGGCCUUGAUCAAGCACAUGAAGGCUUACCUUGCAAGGCCAGAAAGUUACUGGUUGAUCAGCCGCGGACCGGAGGCCAACCCAAUCCAAGUGAAGGACGCUCUCCUCAAAUCCGCGUUUCAUCUCCUAAGGACGGAGGACUGGGGAACCAAAUAUUUCGGAAGGCAUCAUCCCUCGGGCCAGAAUCGAAAACUCUACUGGCCGGACGAUUCUACCUUGAUCACCUAUCAUUUUGUCCUUUUCCUCAGCAAGAUCAUCGACUCCGAGAAAUUACGGCUGAAGUCCAAGAAGAAGGCGACCCAGCCACAAGAGCUGCCGACCGGCGGGUCGAGACAAUGUCCAAUCGACCUCUCGACCGAUGGCAUCCCCCUCUCGGCACCUCAGGGCGUGCAGCCAUAUGCUUCUCAUUGUUUCCGCUCGUCUGAGCCUUUGAGCCAUCCUCCGCUGUGCUGCCCCAUGGUUUUCGGAUCUCAGAACUGUGCCAGCUCGCCCACCUCGACAUGGACCGACGACACCUCCACCAGCAUUACCCCAGAUAUCUCGUGCCAUGGCAGCAGCCCGGAUUGCCGAGAUCAUAAACUUUGGCAGGAGGACCCAGCCACCAGUGCCACUUUCGACAUGCUCGCCGAGGAAAUCUCUCGCAUCAAACGGCGAAAGCGAACCUCUGCCACGGUCCCCGCCGACGCCGACCUCAAGUAUCGACUCUCCUUCAGAGACGAGGACGAUAGCGAAGAGCUCCGCCCUGCCGUGACGUACAGGCACUCUAACAAGGUCAUCCUCUCGGGUGCCUUUCUCUAUCUUCAGAAGUCGUUCGCCACCGUCGCCACCCGAGCCAUCAUCAUGAUCAACACCCCGAAGGGCCAGGAGCGCAUCAAUAGCCAGGAGGAGUGGGAUGCUGCCGUUCUGUCUGUCUGGCAGGCGAAGGGGACUGGCGGGCUUGUCGAGGUUGACGUCGUCGUCUGAGGAAGAACCGCACUCGAGCCCACCAGUUUCUGUAGAGCUCGUCGUGCUCUGCGUGUACUCGGGCUUUCUGAAAUGAGAAAAAGAUGGGAGUUUACGGGCGUUUUUGGAGGGGCCACUGCGGGGAAAAUGUCCCCGGGGGACAAUGUUAUGGUUUGAGACUGGUAGGCAUGGUUCUGGUAUUUCAAUAGCCAGUCAGGCGUAUGGAGGAAGGUUGAGACGGUGGGCGUAUUCUUUCUGGUGUUUGGUAUACCCAAUUCUAAGCCUCAAUCGAUGGUUAUGGUUCUUAUUUUGACACACUCUCUCGUACAUCCGAAGAGUGAAGCUCCAUCUACUGGUAGACUUUCAAUGUCAACUUGGCUAUACAAUGUAUGUACAAGGCGGGAUGGCCGCCAUCCAUGUAGGCCGUAGAAAGAUCGGACCGCCUCAAUGGACGCAUGAGUCUACCCUCGU
This is a messenger RNA of Phialemonium atrogriseum, 2486 nucleotides long. RefSeq lists its product as uncharacterized. Lineage: Eukaryota; Fungi; Ascomycota; Sordariomycetes; Cephalothecales; Cephalothecaceae. Bases 195 to 2036 code for a protein of 613 amino acids. The record is from RefSeq and is a predicted model, not a curated record. The transcript has a single exon.